UGGGUAUGGACGUGGAGAAGCGGAAAGGAGCCUGGAGAAAAGGCUGUCAUAUUUGCUCAGAAGAACCGCCAAAUCAGAGAGCAGAGGAGAUUUCAUUGGAGGAGCUCCUUCAACAGCAACUAAUCCUGUCAUAUUGGAAGAAAAUUGUAAAUGUUCUCUCCAGAAAUUGUCCGCCCAUUGCAGCUAAUGGAACACUCACGCAGGAACAGACACGGUCUUCUGCUAUACCAAAGGCGCCGGGGCGCAGAGACCCGCUCCAGGGAGCGAGCCACCGUGCGCGCGCACACACACACUAACAGACACACACACACACACACUCGGGCGCGCGCGGUCACACACGCACGCACACACACACACACACACACGCCAGCCUGCGGGUUGGCUAAGAGCCUUGAAACCGCAGAUCCCACUAGGACAUCGCCAGAGGCACUGAAGUAGGUGUUGCCCCCACACUAAUUACUACUUCCCCAAGCACUUUGGUGAAGAAAUGAAUCCCGCCCAGCCCGCGGGUGCAUCCAGGUCUUGGUUCUGUUAUGCUCUCCAGACUCGCCUUCUUCCUCAAAGCCAGAUCAAGGGAGAAAAGGAGCUGGCGGCUGGCUUCGGACUCUGAGCGGUGCGCAGCCCGUUCCCGGGGCCAGUCAGCCCCGAACCUGCGAAGGGCUCUUCGUUCCUGCCAGCCUUCACCAAGGAAAUCGCACUCCCGGGAGGCAGCUGGAGCUACACCGGCCGCAGGUUUAAAUGUGUAUUUGGCUACUUGGCUACUGAUUAGAGAACACAAAAUGAAUAACUCAACAAACUCCUCUAACAGUGGCCUGGCUCUGACCAGUCCUUAUAAGACAUUUGAAGUGGUGUUUAUUGUCCUUGUGGCUGGAUCCCUCAGUUUGGUAACCAUCAUUGGGAACAUUCUGGUCAUGGUCUCCAUUAAAGUCAACCGCCACCUCCAGACCGUCAACAAUUACUUUUUGUUCAGCCUGGCCUGUGCUGACCUCAUCAUUGGUGUUUUCUCCAUGAACUUGUAUACCCUCUACACUGUGAUUGGCUACUGGCCUUUGGGACCUGUGGUAUGUGACCUUUGGCUAGCCCUGGACUAUGUGGUCAGCAACGCGUCCGUGAUGAAUCUGCUCAUUAUCAGCUUUGACAGGUACUUCUGCGUCACAAAACCACUCACCUACCCAGUCAAGCGGACCACGAAAAUGGCAGGUAUGAUGAUUGCUGCUGCCUGGGUCCUCUCCUUCAUCCUCUGGGCCCCAGCCAUUCUCUUCUGGCAGUUCAUCGUAGGGGUGAGGACUGUGGAGGAUGGGGAAUGCUACAUUCAGUUUUUCUCCAAUGCUGCUGUCACCUUUGGUACUGCCAUUGCGGCCUUCUAUUUGCCUGUGAUCAUCAUGACUGUGUUAUACUGGCACAUAUCCCGAGCCAGCAAGAGCAGGAUAAAGAAGGACAAGAAGGAGCCUGUGGCCAACCAAGACCCAGUUUCUCCCAGUCUGGUACAAGGCAGGAUAGUGAAGCCAAACAACAACAAUGUGCCUGGCAGUGAUGAUGGCCUGGAGCACAACAAAAUCCAGAAUGGCAAAGCCCCCAGAGAUGCAGUGACCGAAAACUGUGUCCAGGGAGAGGAGAAAGAGAGCUCCAAUGAUUCCACCUCCGUCAGUGCCGUUGCCUCUAACAUGAGAGAUGAUGAAGUCACCCAGGAUGAGAACACAGUAUCCACUUCUCUGGGUCAUUCCAAAGAUGAGAACUCUAAGCAAACAUGCAUCAAAAUUGUCACCAAGACCCAAAAAGGUGAUUUGUGUAUCCCAACUAAUACCACCGUGGAGCUCGUUGGUUCUGCAGGUCAGAACGGAGAUGAAAAGCAGAACAUUGUAGCUCGCAAGAUUGUGAAGAUGACUAAGCAGCCCGCCAAAAAGAAGCCUCCUCCCUCCCGGGAGAAGAAAGUGACCAGGACGAUCUUGGCUAUUCUGUUGGCUUUCAUCAUCACUUGGGCCCCAUACAAUGUCAUGGUGCUCAUUAACACCUUCUGUGCACCCUGCAUCCCCAACACAGUGUGGACAAUUGGCUAUUGGCUCUGUUACAUCAACAGCACUAUCAACCCUGCCUGCUAUGCACUUUGUAACGCCACCUUCAAGAAGACUUUUAAACAUCUUCUCAUGUGUCAUUAUAAGAACAUAGGCGCUACAAGGUAAAACAUCUUUGUGGAGAAGGAAGGUGGUCAGGGGAGCUUGGGAGAAAGCAAGGGGAUAAAAGAGCUCCCAGUUUUAAAUUCUCUGCCAUUGCACUUUAUAGUCUUAUUAUGGAAUGUGCAAUUAAGGAGCCUAACAGUGACACUUUUAUUGUGCCUAUGCUCCAGUUUGAGAAACUUAUAAACGCUGUCAGUUUAAGAGCAGUGAGACCAUGAAAGAGACAUGUUGGAAUUGUGGAUUUAAAGGACAAUCUACGCUUUCUUGUACUCUCUUGAAGAAGGGCUUCUGAAUCUACGAUUUUAUCUCUGCACAAGAAGAAUAACCUCGCUUUUUUUUCCCUUUUUUUUUUUUUUUGUUCCUGUGUGUCCAUACAAGGUUGAAAUGCCACAGUUACAAGCUAACAUGGAGACUUACACAUAAGGAAAUAGGCAUCACACAAUGGAAAAGUGAAGAAAGAGAGUCAAAACAGGAUGUAGAAAGAUCUCCAGAGUGCUAAGCUGUAUUAUUCUUUUGUUACAGUUUUAUUUGGAGAGUUACAACAUACUAAAUGCUCUUUUCCCCUCACCUUUCCCUUUUCCCACCAUCAAAAGAAAACAAACAAACAAAACCCGUAACUAGAUCAUAUUAUUUUUCUCAUUAUAGCAUCGGCUUUUGUACUUCCCUGUUUUACAUUGUGUAAGGGCAAAAAUCUGCAGGACUUCCACUAAAUACAACCAGACACAGCCAUGAAAAUGGGCCUUUCACCCUUGCCCACUGUGUCAUUUGCAUUCUUUGGGCGUAUAAAAGCCUGUAAUCACUUAGUUUGCUUAUGAUCCUUUAGGUGAAAUGUUUUCACCAAUCGGGUUUUCUCCUAAACAAGCUCCUUUUGUGAAUGGAAUAGCCUACCUAAUACAUAAACAUGCUUGAGAAACCAAAGUCAUUUUUUAAACUGAGGUUUUGUCAAAUUAAAUAGUAGUCCUUUUUAGUUGGAGGAAGUUUACCGAGGCCAGAUGAAUUUUGAAAAAGGCAAAUCGAAGGCUGAGAGGGCAUUCCCUUUCAACCGGAAUUUGCCUGACCCAUGUAUGUAAUGCUAACUUGAAAAACAUGAACUUCUGGCCUUUGUCAGCAGGACGAAGCUACUUUACUCGUUUAGAAUCCUGAGUAGGAUUAACGUACUCUUGUGGCACCAGUGACUUCUGGGUCAGUCCCAAGAGAAUAAGGCCUUCUCUUCAAUGCCGGUUAUCAAGUGAUAUUCAAUUCAUAGUCAAAUGAGAUUGUUUAUAGCCAUCCCGUGUCCCACUGGAAAAGAAAAAGUCAUUAAAAAACAUUUCCCAAAACCACCUGUUCCAUCUUCCUCAAAUUGUCAAUUCUCCCUAAAAUUUUGUAACUUCAAAAUUCUGUCCAUAGAAGUAUAGUAAUCUUUGUGGCAGACAUGUAGCGGAUAACAAAUGGAGGCCACGUGAGAUCAGCAAAAUCUGAAGAAUCAGCUGAAUUUGCUGAAAAUCAACAAAAUCGGUAGCUGUGCCUGUGUCACUUCUCAUUAUUUCUUUAGUUCUAGACCAUCAAAAGUCAGAUCAGGAACUAUUACCCAAAUAGUAGCUUUAUAUAGACUCUUGUCCACAUAAAGAUUUUUUAUUUGGUAUGCCUAAUAAAUAUAUGAUUGUGUUGAUUCACAUUUAGCUAUUUUUUAAUCCCUCAACUUUUUUUCUUUCUGUAUGUGCUAUUGUCUUAAAAUCAGAUUUUCUAAAGAUGGCCCACUCAAUAGAAAUCAGAUUUGUAAAACCAACUUCAAACUUCCUUUUUCACAUUUUAGAUCUAUGGGCCUUACGAUAUCUUGGCCAGUAAUAUACAUAUGAGUAGCAUGAUUAAUUUUUCAGUAUUAAACCUUAGCACUUUAGAGCGGUUUUGUGUGACUUGCCUCAUCGAAGGCAUCUCAACAAUUUUGAGAGUUAAAAAAAAAGCACAAGGUAAACAACAACAAAAAAGAAGCAUUAUUAAGAAGCAAAUUGCCAACAAUAUGCGUGUAACUUACCCUUUAUAAAAAUAACUUCUGUUCGAAUAACUUCAGUCAUUCCCCCAUAAAUCUCCUGGGUAUAAACACCAUCAGUUCAUACAGAUUCCUUUACUCCACAGUUACUGAGAUGUUUACAAUUUUAAAUCCACAUUAACUUUUAUUUUAUUUCUUCAAAUCAGUGAAUCUGUUGAAUGGAAGGGACAUCAAGCCAAUGGGCUCUUUGGUUUGCUGUACAUGAAACAACUGACUGGCUGAAUAUUUCACUUACUAACUUGUCCUUUUAUGCUGUAGAUUCAGCUUUAGUUGGGACAAACUCUUUGGAUUCAAGGAUUCAGGAGUCUGGAUUUGGGUCUUUUCUGGUCCACUCUAACAAUUCAACUCACAGUGAAUCAAACUGCCUCUUGCUCUUCAUUGCCAUUGUACCCUUCCCUUCCUUCUUUCUGUUCUUGGUCUUCGCCAUAGCCACCACAACCUUGCUGAAAGAGAAACCAUCACGCAUCACAGCAAAGAUGUGACUAUAGACUGACACAUCAUGGAAACUUUGCCAACUGGAAUCAGAGAAAUGGAAAAAAUACUGAACAUGGUAGAUGAUUAGAAAGACACAGAGGUUGUAUUCAAAGGUUUGCAUUAACUGUUGCUGGAUUUGUCUAUUUCAGUGGCUCUCACACAGGAACAAUGUUGCACCCCAGGGACAUUUAACAAUGUGUGGAGACAUUGUUGGUGGUCACAACUUGGGGGGAGCUAAGGACAUCCUGGUAGAUAGAGGCUGGGGAGGCUGCUAAACAGCUCACAAGGAUAGCCUCCCCCUCACACAUACAACUAAGAAUUAACAGCUCCAAGUGUCGAUCAUACCAAAGUUAAGAAACCCUGGUCUAUUUUAAGGAAUUCUAGAGCUUGCUUCGUAUACAUGGCAAAAUAAUCCUGUAUCACUAUAAGAAUAUCACUGCAAAUUGCUCACCUGUUUCAAAAGGUAAUGCUCACCAAUUGUGUAUCAGACAUACUGUCAUCCAUGAGUCUGGUGUAUUUGUAAUUCACAGAUUGGGAACACAGGGGACAUCGACAUAUCCAGAAUUACCAGACCGUGCAAUAGCACAUUGUCUCCAACAUCUUCGUGUCCCAUUACAAUUGUCACAGAGUCCAGUCAAUUGAGGUUGCUGGUAAUUGGCCAUUAAAAGGAUUGCAGUUGAUGUGGUCAGUUUCUAUUGGAGCUGCCACUUUUCCUUUCAAAAACAUUGAGAGCCUCUUUCAGAAACUAUAUGAUUCACCUCCUUUAUUUUCACUGGGAAGGUGAAUAUCUGUCAAGAAUUUCUUCUCUCCUCAUAGCAAUAAUGUAAAUAUUCCAGAGUGGUCUUACAAGAAGAGGAGAUUAAGAAUGUCAAAAAGCCAGUUCAUUUCUUAAAAAAAAAAAAAAAAGAAAAAAGAAAUGAUUCCCCUUUUACCAGUUCAAAUUAAUUUUAACAUCAACUCCAAACCGUUAGAACAAAGUCACCAAUAUAAUAAGUCACAUGGGAUAAGCUUUCCCAUUUGGAUGUGGAAGCUGGAGGUCCCACACACUUCUGCUCUUUAUCCAUUUACUGCUUUUUUGAUCCUGGAGAUCUGACACUGGGGAAGACAGAAAUUGAAAAUGAUGGCGACAUACACCUAGAAAUGCAAUCUACUUUUAUUUUCUCCUACAUAGUUCACUGGUAGUUGCCUUUCCCCAGUUUGAUGAUAUCCCUUUCAACAACCACAGCACUGGUGUUGCAAAUAGAUUAGGGAAGCACCCAAAGCUGGAUGAAUUGUGCAAAGUGUAUUUUCAGCAUGUACAUAUAAUACCAUGCUUCUUAAAUAUGCUUCUUUGAAAAGAGUGCACGCUGCAGCAUGAACUGUGUGCAUAUUUAAUGUAUCUUUCUGGAAUAUGCUGUAUGCUUCCUAUACAUAUUCUAUAAAUAAAGUAAUGAACUGUAUCAUAGAAAUACAUAUUUCUGUAUGCAAAUAAAUAUAUUAUACACAAAAUCUUAAUAUGCAGUAUGGUAUAUGUUGCUUUAGAGAGUAACACUAGAUUUUAUAUGCCCAAUUUUUUUAAACGCUUUUGAAGGAAGUACUUGCUUUGGAAGGAAGAGGUUUAAGAACAGCCAAAAUCCUACCCAUAUUACUAUUAAGCUGUUUUAUAAUCUUUGAAAGCAUGGCACUGAUUUUAAAUAUCUCUUGGAGGAAUAUAUUAAUAAAUCUUUGCUGGUGUCAGCCCACGUGACGAGAAUGCUCUUUGCUCCUAUGCUCCCGACUGGCCUGUGACUAGAAUCUUUCUGGCUGUUACUGUUCCAACAGCUGUGUUGAUCUCACGUCUGAUUGCCUGAUGAGAUUGCAACCAAUUCAUUGACAUACAGCUUUGCUCUCCUCCAAAUUAACUGAUUCUUGUCAAAUAAAAAAUAAUCAUACAAGGAGGAAAGGAUGACCUUCAGAAUGUUUUUAUUCUGAGAAGCAAGGUAAAAA
Messenger RNA from Lutra lutra (Eurasian river otter), 6642 nucleotides. RefSeq names its product cholinergic receptor muscarinic 2 (gene CHRM2). The coding region runs from base 534 to 2180 and encodes 548 amino acids. The transcript is spliced from 3 exons. The record is from RefSeq and is a predicted model, not a curated record. NCBI's taxonomy places the organism in Eukaryota, Metazoa, Chordata, Mammalia, Carnivora, Mustelidae. Gene Ontology annotation, cellular component: plasma membrane. Gene Ontology annotation, molecular function: G protein-coupled acetylcholine receptor activity. Gene Ontology annotation, biological process: regulation of heart contraction; adenylate cyclase-activating adrenergic receptor signaling pathway.